Messenger RNA from Hypoxylon fragiforme, 1162 nucleotides. RefSeq lists its product as uncharacterized. The record is from RefSeq and is a predicted model, not a curated record. Bases 368 to 1162 code for a protein of 264 amino acids. The transcript is spliced from 2 exons. NCBI's taxonomy places the organism in Eukaryota, Fungi, Ascomycota, Sordariomycetes, Xylariales, Hypoxylaceae.
AUGUUCUCCUUGCAUGUAAUAUUCAUGAUACCUCCUGCCUCUCCCCUUCCCCCCAGUGCUGAGCAGGAAACAUAUUUGACUGUCUACCAAAACGGUGGAAGGAAGGAGGGAACAUAGAUAAACACAUACUAGGUACUAUACCUAGUAACUAGGCGUUUGACAGAAGUUUAGGACAAACUUUUUUCUUCUUCUAUAGAUACCGUUGACUUUAACCUUAGGCACCUAAUUCAAUAUUCGCAACAUUAUACUUAACCUUGUGCUGCGCACUGCAUCAAGGCAUUCAUUCCCACAUCAUUCAUGUUUCAAUAAUACCAUUCCCGUCUAACAAAAACAAGCCACUCACUCGCUCUCCUCCCGAGUCUUCACGAUGGUCAAAAUACAGAUAAUGUCGGACCUCCACCUGGAGCACGACUUCCUGUACAAGACCUUCGACAUCCCGCCCGAAGCCGAGUACCUCGCGCUGCUGGGCGACAACGGCAGCUUCCUGCACCACCGUCACCGAAAGGAGUACCUGGCCUUCCUCAAGCGCCAGCUCGAGCACUUCAAGGCCGUCUUCUACGAGGACGCCAAGGAGAUCCUCCGCGCGUUCAAGCACGACAUGGAAACGGCGGCGGCAGUCGAGGGCGACAAGCCGCUCGGCGAGCUCGUCAUCCUCGACAACAGCCGCUUCGACAUCCCCGACGAGAACGUCACUGUCCUCGGCGCCACCCUCUUCACCGGCGCGCCCGCGCCCGAGCUGCUAGACGAGUACUACAGCACCACGAGAGAGGUGUGCGGCCUGGACGCCCACAGCCACAUACAGAAGCACCACGAGUCCGCCACGUACCUCACCGACACCAUCAACGCCAUACGCUAUUCGGAUCCGUCCCGCGCCAUCAUCGUCCUGACUCACCACGGCCCGUGCAGCAAAGCGAUAGCCCUAGGCCUCGGCCGCGAGGAUACGCCCGACGAGAUCUCGUAUCGGUACACGAGCGAUUUGACGGACACCUCCGCGUGGAAGAGCACCAAUGUGAUGCUCUGGGCCUUUGGCGGCACGCACUUCAAUUGCGACUACGUCGAGGUGUCGACUCUCAAGAGGGUCUAUUCCAACCAGAGGGGGUAUAUUGGAGAGUGCGAGGACUUCGACGUCGGGAGAAUCGUCGACGUUACUCCACCUUACUAA